GGGACGGAGGGAGUACUAACUUUUCCCUUUCUGUUAAGUUUGGACACAUGUUUGCGGCACAUGAAAAUGUUUAACCAUUUCUGAUAAUCAAACUCAUCAACCUGUUUUUCUAUGACUUCAUUUGGCAACAAAACAAAUAUACAAUCGCUGCAAAUUGAGAUAAAGUACUGUUUCUUUCCUCUGCAGUGCUUCUUGGGAGCUGGCUCACAUUUUGACCAUGAAUUUGAAUUCAAAACAUAUGUUGAUUUCAAUUUCAAUUUCAAAACUUCAAAACAACAGCAGAGAGCACAUCUUCUCCAACUAUAAAAUAGGCUAAUUAUCAUCACCUGAAUCUUGACAGUUUUUCAUCAUUAAGCGAUAAUGUUUCUGGUUCCUAUGGGAAACGAAGAAGGCGGGUGGUUCCUAGCAAUAAAGAGAGAACUCCAACAGCUCAAGGUCAAUAUCUUAGUAGUGGUAAUACUUCUGGGAAUCCACCUUCAACGCCAUCAGUACCUCCUAGAUUGUUUCAAAGUGGGUUUUAGGAAGAUUGAUCCUGACCAUGGGUCAUUUUUAAGAGGUCAGAAACAUCUUCUACCAAGAAUUCACUGUCGCAAGCCAAUUCAUAGCCAUUCUGCACAUCAACAAGGUCCAUUGAAUGAUUCAGAAAGACAGGAACUUGAAGAUGAAAUCGUGAAGCUCAAACAUGAUAAGCAUUUGCUUCCAUUAGAGUUACAAAGGCAUAAGGAGGAGAGUCAAGGAUUUGAAAUUGAAGUGCAUUCCCUAUCGGAGUGUUUGAAAAACAUAGAAAAUCGGCAGAGAAAUACUAUUACAUUCCUCGCCCAAAUACUGCAGAAACACGGUACUGAAUCAGGAUUUAAGAUUCAGGUUAGGUUAGUAAUUUUUGGAGGCAAAAAUAAUUUUUGUGGAUUAGUUUCGGCUCUCUUGAUUCGGCAAGAAAGCUACAUGUAUAGUGUUUCCGUUUCUCUACCUUCGAUUUUAUGAUUCAAUCUUUGUGAUAAUACUUAAAUUUGUUUCUAUCCACAUUAUUUUAUUGUAGUCUUCCCUGCUACACUCUUCUCUAGAGCCUCUUUGCUCUCCACCUCAAUCUGUUUUCAAGUUAAGAGUGUCACUCAGAAAUUGUUUUCUUGAUUUUAUUGUACCUUAAUUAAAUCUCAAAGAUGAAUUAUUUAGCUAUAUUGUUAUAAUGAU
This is a messenger RNA of Daucus carota subsp. sativus, 1188 nucleotides long. Its product is annotated as heat stress transcription factor A-4c-like. Gene Ontology annotation, biological process: regulation of transcription by RNA polymerase II; cellular response to heat. Gene Ontology annotation, cellular component: nucleus. Bases 361 to 981 code for a protein of 206 amino acids. Gene Ontology annotation, molecular function: RNA polymerase II cis-regulatory region sequence-specific DNA binding; DNA-binding transcription factor activity. NCBI's taxonomy places the organism in Eukaryota, Viridiplantae, Streptophyta, Magnoliopsida, Apiales, Apiaceae. The transcript has 6 exons. The record is from RefSeq and is a predicted model, not a curated record.